Molecule: messenger RNA, 2270 nt
Organism: Lipotes vexillifer (Yangtze River dolphin)
Lineage: Eukaryota; Metazoa; Chordata; Mammalia; Artiodactyla; Lipotidae
Gene: STAU1
Product: staufen double-stranded RNA binding protein 1
Exons: 16
Coding region: 1-2082 (693 amino acids)
Biological process (GO): intracellular mRNA localization; germ cell development; protein localization to synapse
Cellular component (GO): plasma membrane; neuron projection; neuronal cell body
Molecular function (GO): mRNA binding; double-stranded RNA binding
Source: RefSeq, a predicted model, not a curated record
AUGUCUCAAGUUCAAGUGCAAGUUCAGAACCCAUCUGCCGCUCUCUCAGGGAGCCAAAUACUGAACAAGAACCAGUCUCUUCUCUCACAGCCUUUGAUGAGUAUUCCUUCUACUACUAGUUCUCUACCCUCUGAAAAUGCAGGUAGACCUAUUCAAAACUCUGCUUUACCCUCUGCAUCUAUUACAUCCACCAGUGCAGCUGCAGUUCCUUCUAACAUGGCACACCCCAAAGAGAAAACCCCAAUGUGUCUUGUGAAUGAGUUAGCCCGUUUCAACAAGAUUCAACCUGAGUAUAAGCUUUUGCGUGAGCAAGGUCCAGCUCACUGUAAGAAGGCAGCAGAGUGGCAGCAGCGCCGACGGGGACAGUCCUGGAGAAAGGUGUUUACAGUACAGCUAACACUUGGAGAUCAGCACUGGGAAGCUGAAGGAACUAGUAUUAAAAAAGCCCAACACACAGCUGCUGCCAAAGCUUUGGAAGGAACAAAAUUUCCUAAACCUAUAGUCCGCCCUUUUCGUAGCGAAGGAAGGAAUCCAGAAAGCAUAACCCCUACUGUAGAGCUAAAUGCACUGUGCAUGAAACUUGGAAAAAAACCAAUGUAUAAGCCUGUCGACCCUUACUCUCGGAUGCAGUCCACCUAUAACUACAACAUGAGAGGAGGUGCUUAUCCCCCAAGGUACUUUUACCCAUUUCCAGUGCCACCUUUACUUUAUCAAGUUGAACUUUCUGUGGGAGGACAGCAAUUUAACGGGAAAGGAAAGACGAGACAGGCUGCGAAACACGACGCUGCUGCAAAAGCUUUGAGGACCCUGCAGAACGAGCCCCCACCCGAGAGGCUGGAGGUGAACGGAAGAGAAUCAGAAGAAGAAAAUCUCAAUAAAUCUGAAAUAAGUCAAGUGUUUGAGAUUGCACUUAAACGGAACUUGCCUGUGAAUUUUGAGUCUUUCCCUCUAAAACAGGUUGCCCGGGAGAGUGGCCCACCCCACAUGAAGAGCUUUGUGACCAGGGUGUCGGUUGGGGAGCUUGUGGGGGAAGGUGAAGGGAAGAGCAAGAAGAUUUCAAAGAAAAAUGCUGCUGUAGCUGUUCUGGAGGAGCUGAAGAAGUUGCCGCCCCUGCCUACAGUUGAGCGAGUGAAGCCCAGGAUCAAAAAGAAAACAAAAUGCAUAGUCAGGCUACAGAGCAGCCCGGAGUACGGCCAGGGGAUGAACCCGAUUAGCAGACUGGCCCAGAUCCAGCAGGCAAAAAAGGAGAAGGAGCCAGAGUACCUCCUCCUCACUGAGCGAGGCCUCCCGCGCCGCAGGGAGUUUGUGAUGCAGGUGAAGGUGGGAAACCACACUGCAGAAGGAUCAGGCACCAAUAAGAAGGUGGCCAAACGCAAUGCAGCCGAGAACAUGCUGGAAAUCCUUGGUUUCAAAGUCCCACAGGCUCAGCCCACCAAACCAGCCCUCAAAUCAGAAGAGAAGACACCCAUAAAGAAACCAGGGGAUGGAAGAAAAGUAACGUUUUUUGAACCUGGCUCUGGGGAUGAAAAUGGGACUAGCAAUAAAGAGGAUGAGUUCAGGAUGCCUUAUCUUAGUCAUCAGCAGCUGCCUGCUGGAAUUCUUCCCAUGGUGCCUGAGGUUGCCCAGGCCGUAGGAGUCAGUCAAGGGCAUCACACCAGAGAGUUCACCAGGGUAGCUCCGAACCCUGCCAAGGCCACGGUAACUGCCAUGAUAGCCCGUGAAUUGUUGUAUGGGGGCACCUCGCCUACAGCCGAGACCAUUUUAAAGAAUAACAUCUCUUCAGGCCACGUACCCCAUGGACCUCUCACGAGACCCUCAGAGCAGUUGGACUAUCUUUCCAGAGUCCAGGGAUUCCAGGUUGAAUACAAAGACUUCCCCAAAAACAACAAGAACGAAUUUGUAUCUCUUAUCAAUUGCUCCUCUCAGCCGCCCCUAAUCAGCCAUGGUAUCGGAAAGGAUGUGGAGUCCUGCCACGAUAUGGCUGCACUGAACAUUUUAAAGAAAGUUGCUGAGUUGGACCAACAAAAUACAGAGAUGCCAAGAACAGGAAAUGGACCAAUGUCUGUGUGUGGGAGGUGCUGAACCUUAUCUGGCCAUGAACCAUUGAAAAAUCCCAACAUACACACUGAAAAUACUGAAACUGCUUUGAAAAUUUGGAACUUCUGAUACCUCCAGUGGGCCGAGAGACACGAUGGGUAAAGGACUGGAGACAGCAGUGGUGAAGAAGGCGGGGCCCCGAGGAGGCAGCGGCAUGGCCGCUCGCCUGUGCU